Molecule: messenger RNA, 2980 nt
Organism: Vitis vinifera (wine grape)
Lineage: Eukaryota; Viridiplantae; Streptophyta; Magnoliopsida; Vitales; Vitaceae
Product: zinc finger BED domain-containing protein RICESLEEPER 1
Exons: 5
Coding region: 665-2698 (677 amino acids)
Molecular function (GO): protein dimerization activity; DNA binding
Source: RefSeq, a predicted model, not a curated record
CCAGGGCCCAAUUGAGCUUUCAGUUGUUGUGAAUUGCUGUUUCCAAAUUUUUGGUUCAUCUCAUCGUCUCUUUGGUUUCCGGGAACUUACGGGGAUGUGGGGGUUUUGGAUUGGAUUUAGUGUUCAAAAGUUUGAUACUUUCUUGUAAUUGAGCUCGAGUUUUUCGGGUCAUGAUGGGAAAUCUGGUAUCUUGUCGGGUCAUGAUGGAGAAGUUGGGAUUUUCUCGUCAAAACGGGGGGUGUUUGGCUUCUUUUAAUUUGUUUUUCUUAUAUUUGUGUUGGGUUUCUGUGGAUUGAUUGACCCAGGUGCUUGAUUUUUGAUGUAUGGGUUGAAUUUUAUGGUUAUAUGGAGGUUGGGUUCGAAGUUUGUGUUUUGGAAAUGAGAUUUGCAUGGUCCGAGGCCGUGAUUGUUAUUGGCUUCUGGCUGCAUAAUCUGAAUUGUGAAUUGGUUUUGGUUUUGGGCUUUUUUUUUUUUUUUUUUUAAAUGUGAAACUUUGCCUUAAUUGAGCUGGGUUUUGUUGGGUCUUGAUGGGAAAUUCAUGUUUUCUUAGGAACCAAACAGAUCAGCCAGGCAGACCUGUUUGCUUUCACAAUGACCUUUGUUUGAGUAUAAGCAUGUUACUGGGUUCUGGGUGACUGGAUUUGGUUAAUCUCAAACCUGUAGGAUGGAGAUAUCGAAUGAGUCAGCUAUUAAGAAACCGAAGAGGCUAACAUCUGUUGUAUGGAAUCAUUUUGAAAGGGUUAGGAAGGCAGACAUCUGUUAUGCUGUUUGCAUACACUGUAACAAAAGGCUUAGUGGAUCAAGUAAUAGUGGAACUACACAUCUGAGAAAUCAUUUAAUGCGUUGUCUGAAAAGGUCUAAUUAUGAUGUGUCCCAACUACUUGCGGCAAAGAGAAGGAAAAAAGAAGGUGCUCUUAGCCUUACAGCUAUCAAUUAUGACGAAGGGCAAAGAAAAGAGGAGAAUAUAAAGCCUACAAUUCUGAAGUUUGAUCAAGAGCAAAAAAAAGAUGAGCCCAUCAACCUUGGAAGUAUUAGAUUUGAUCAGGAACGGAGUCGGCUGGAUCUUGCCCGCAUGAUCAUAUUACAUGGUUAUCCCCUGGCCAUGGUCAACCAUGUUGGGUUCAAAGUAUUUGUUAAGGAUCUGCAGCCACUGUUUGAAGUCAAUAGUGCCAUUGAGCUUGAUUGCAUGGAAAUUUAUGGGAAAGAGAAACAGAAAGUGUAUGAGGUUAUGAGCAGAUCGCAUGGCAGAAUUAAUCUUGCUGUCGAUAUGUGGACUUCCCCUGAACAGGCUGAAUAUUUGUGUUUGACAGCACACUAUAUUGACGAGGAUUGGAAAUUACAAAAGAAGAUACUGAAUUUUGUCUCCCUCGAUCCUUCUCAUACUGAAGACAUGCUCUCUGAAGUUAUUAUUAAGUGUCUGAUGGAGUGGGAGGUUGGCCAUAAGUUGUUUUCCAUGACAUUUCAUGAUUGUGCCACGAACGAUGACGUCGCCCUAAGAGUUAAAGAGCACUUCUCCCAGGACAGGCCUCUCUUGGGCAGUGGUCAAUUACUUGAUGUGCGCUGUGUAGGUCAUGUUCUAAAUUUGAUUGUUCAAGAUUGCAUUGAAGCACUUAGGGAGGUAACCCACAAGAUCCGAGAAAGUGUUCGGUAUGUCAAAACCUCACAGGCAACAUUAGGAAAAUUCAAUGAGAUUGCCCAACAAGUUGGAAUCAAUAGUCAGCAAAACUUGUUUCUUGAUUGUCCAACUCAAUGGAACUCAACAUAUCUCAUGCUUGACAGAGUGUUAGAAUACAAGGGGGCAUUUUCUCUCUUGCAAGAGCAUGACCCAGGCUACACAGUUGCUCUAUCUGAUACAGAGUGGGAAUGGGCAAGUUCCAUUACUAGCUAUAUGAAACUUCUUCUUGAAAUUAUCGCCGUCUUGUCCAGCAACAAAUGCCCAACUGCAAAUAUAUAUUUUCCUGAGAUUUGUGACAUUCACAUCCAAUUGAUCGAAUGGUGCAAGAGUCCUGAUGAUUUUAUUAGUUCUUUGGCACUGAAGAUGAAAGCCAAGUUUGAUAAAUAUUGGAGCAAGUGUAGUUUAGCUUUGGCAGUAGCCGUAAUCUUAGAUCCCCGAUUCAAGAUGAAACUGGUGGAGUAUUACUAUCCACAGAUCUAUGGUACUGAUGCUGCAGAUCGGAUCAAGGAUGUUUCUGAUGGGAUCAAGGAACUUUUCAAUGUAUACUGCUCCACCUCUGCUUCACUGCAUCAAGGUGUAGCUCUCCCUGGCAGCAGCUUGCCUAGUACUAGUAAUGAUUCAAGGGAUCGACUAAAGGGCUUUGACAAAUUCAUCCACGAAACUUCCCAGAAUCAAAACAUAGUAUCUGAUCUGGACAAAUAUUUGGAGGAGCCAGUAUUUCCCCGCAACUGUGAUUUCCACAUACUAAAUUGGUGGAAAGUCCAGAAGCCAAGGUACCCUAUCUUAUCUAUGAUGGUACGCGACGUUCUGGGGAUUCCCAUGUCCACUGUUGCCCCUGAGGUUGUGUUCAGCACAGGAGCUAGGGUUCUAGAUCAUUAUCGUAGUUCCCUCAACCCAGAUACCCGACAAGCGUUGAUCUGCACACAAGACUGGUUGCAGACCGGAUUAGAAGAACCCAACCAAUCCUCACCCCACCAAACCUCACCCCACCCUGCUAUCCCUCUUGCAAUCGAAGCAAAUUAGCAAACUAAUUCACGUACAUGGUUUGCAGGUGGACCAUUGGUUCAUGUGAUAGCGUCUGAUGGCAUGUAACUUCUGGCUUCAUGGAGGGUUUAGGGUUGUUAGCUGAAGACUUAAAAAGACUUACCUUUACUUGGAAUGUUCAUAUUACAAUGAGACUAAAUGGCUAAUUGCUUACCUUACCCUUUGUGUAUCAAGUAGAAUAAAUUAAUUGUAAAUUUUAGACUUGUGAUCAUAUGUUCACAUUUUAUGCGUAAAUGGAAGGAAUGUUCACUUUUCAGACAA